AUGGCUUCUCCAUCAGACACAAAUUGGUAUUUGGACAGCGGUGCCACUCAUCAUAUGACAACCGAUGCCUGCUCUAUGCCUCCUCAUUCUCCUCCCAGACAUAAUGACCAAGUCAUUGUUGGUAAUGGUGAAUCUUUGCAUAAACAGUUACUAUAUAUCGCCAAAUUCACUCGUGGUAAUCUUGGUCCAUGUGAAGAUGGUCUAUAUCCUAUCCCACCGGUCCUUGCCUCCAUAAUUUUCACCGGCUCGAAAUUUGCUCUUGCCUAUUUGUUUGCUUCCUCAUCACUUUGGCAUCAUCGUUUAGGUCAUCCAUCUAAUCACGUGCUUCGCAUUUUCAGAGUGAUGGGGGAGGAGAAUUUAAUCUAUUUCAUCAAUUUUGUGCUAGAAAAGAACGCAAGCAUCGUCAUAAAUCUGAAAUGGGUUGCACUCUACUUCUCAUAG
Prunus armeniaca (apricot) is the source of this 441-nucleotide messenger RNA. Lineage: Eukaryota; Viridiplantae; Streptophyta; Magnoliopsida; Rosales; Rosaceae. The record is from the annotation of a GenBank genome assembly.